Molecule: messenger RNA, 603 nt
Organism: Epithele typhae
Lineage: Eukaryota; Fungi; Basidiomycota; Agaricomycetes; Polyporales; Epitheliaceae
Exons: 1
Coding region: 1-603 (200 amino acids)
Source: RefSeq, a predicted model, not a curated record
AUGACGAUCCACUCGACAUACUACUCGCGCCACUCACCGCUCGGCAACGCCCAUCCUUUCCACAAGCUCCCGCAGGAGAUCUUCGUCCACAUCUUACUCUACGUCACCCGUCCCUUGGAUUACGGUGGCCUCAAGUGGUCGCGUUAUGGCCGGUGGGAAACUUCCAUGUGGCUCCCUCUCCACGCCAUCUGCCACCACUGGAACAACACCCUCAUCUCCAAGAAGAGUUUAUGGAACAAGAUCGUUGUCUGUGGACCUAAUGCACGCCAGUGGCUGUCAUUCAGCCUCGAACACUCUGCGGGCGUUCCCUUCGAGGUUGCUUUCAACUGGUCCAGUCGAAACCUGAAGGACCUCGACUGCUUGCUCAAGGAUAUCCUCCCGCACGCGAUGUUCCUCCGCUCCAUCACCGUCACACUCUACUACCGUUCAUAUUUCGACCCUCUAGAGUCGUUCUUACGCUCUGUCAAGCUUCCCCGGCUGACCACGCUCGACAUAUCCGAUAUCGAAGGAUACGUGCUAGAUACCCCGUUAUCACUCAGCGCGACCCAUGUUCACCUGUGGUCACCACGGCUGUAUUACAAUGCCCCAGGUACAUGGGAAUAA